AUGUCCCCAUUUAAGUUGGUGUAUGGCAAAGCGUGUCAUCUCCUAAUUGAGUUGGAGCACAAAGCCUAUUGGGCCAUCAAGAAGCUUCAUUUUGAUGCCCAAUUAGCUGGUGAACGAAGAUUAUUGGAGCUCAAUGAUAUGGAGGAGUUUAGGUCAUAUGCUUAUGAAAAUUCCAAGCUCUACAAGGAAAAGACUAAGAAGUGGCAUGAUCAAACCAUUUUUCCACGACAUUUUCAUAUUGGUCAAAAAGUGCUCCUCUACAACUCGAGAUUGAAACUUUUCCCAGGAAAGCUUAAGUCAAGAUGGUCUAGACCAUUUGAGGUGCACCAAGUCUAUCCCCAUAGAGCUGUAGACAUCAAGAAUCUGGAUGAUGGGACAAUUUUCAAAGUAAACGACCAAUGCUUGAAGCCACACACUGGAUCUCCCAUAAUGGGAGACAAGCCAACUCUUUACUUGCAGGAUGCCUGA
Molecule: messenger RNA, 468 nt
Organism: Hibiscus syriacus
Lineage: Eukaryota; Viridiplantae; Streptophyta; Magnoliopsida; Malvales; Malvaceae
Exons: 1
Coding region: 1-468 (155 amino acids)
Source: RefSeq, a predicted model, not a curated record